Messenger RNA from Hemiscyllium ocellatum (epaulette shark), 671 nucleotides. RefSeq names its product guanine nucleotide-binding protein G(I)/G(S)/G(O) subunit gamma-5-like. The record is from RefSeq and is a predicted model, not a curated record. The transcript is spliced from 3 exons. NCBI's taxonomy places the organism in Eukaryota, Metazoa, Chordata, Chondrichthyes, Orectolobiformes, Hemiscylliidae. Bases 108 to 314 code for a protein of 68 amino acids. Gene Ontology annotation, cellular component: heterotrimeric G-protein complex. Gene Ontology annotation, biological process: G protein-coupled receptor signaling pathway. Gene Ontology annotation, molecular function: G-protein beta-subunit binding.
ACACAGGAGAGAGAGAGAGAAACCGGAACAAGGCUGAUCCUCGGUGGAAGUUGCUCUCCCCUCCCUGUGCUCACUAUCGCACUCGCUUUCGGCAGCGAGAGGCAGGAAUGUCAGCUACAGCGAACCUGGGCACCACCAGGAAGAUGGUGCAGCAACUGCGCUCCGAGCUGGCCAUCAAAAGGCUGAAGGUAUCUCAAGCAGCUGCAGAUCUGAAGUCGUUCUGCCUGCAGAAUGCGCAGCAGGAUCCAUUACUGACGGGAAUACAUCCAAACACCAAUCCUUUCCGGCCAGCCAAACCCUGUUUGCUGUUGUAGCUAGAAUGAGAUUCUACUUUCUUUUGGUUUCUGGGUCAUAUGUGGGAAAUUCACCCUUUGGUGCAUGUUCUGAAAACAAUGAAGAUGUUUACACUAAUCUUGAUCCUCAGUGGCCUUUGAACCAUUGGAUGAGCCAUGUUGGAGCUGUUUUUAAAAUCCUCUUGAAAUCUGUGCCAACUUUCCUUACUUUCACUUUUGUAAAUUGCCUGUUCUUUGAUACUGAUCUCCACCGACCUCAUUGAAGCGAUGAGGUGCUGUACGUACAGUUUUAGUUGUUGCUUCUGCAAAGUCCUGUUUCUAGAGAGAUUUGUACCUGUUCACUGUUUAGAGGAACAUUUCAAUAAAGAUCUGAAAUGA